Microthlaspi erraticum is the source of this 600-nucleotide messenger RNA. The record is from the annotation of a GenBank genome assembly. NCBI's taxonomy places the organism in Eukaryota, Viridiplantae, Streptophyta, Magnoliopsida, Brassicales, Brassicaceae.
AUGGCAGCAAUAGCAGGAGGAUCAUUUGGAGUCCCCAGCUCACGUAUCUCUAUAACCACCCCAACUCUUCCUUCCUCUUCUCUGUUUCCAAGAUUAACAUUGCAAUCAGGUAAUAAAAAGGACAGCCAAUUGCGUUGUGCCGUGCAAGAGACUUCCACUUCUGCUGUUACUACUGAGAAGAAAGACAAAGAAAAAGAAGACUCAACAGUAGCGGCUCCGGCAAAGAAACUGAAACCCGCAGCUGCCAAAGCAGCAGUGGCCACGAAACCACUGAAACAGAUGAUGGAAGAAGACGUCAUUCCUCCUUUAAAAGCCAUUCUUGAAGCUCAAAAUGAUAUCUCUGAGAUAGAUUUAUCUUUCCAAGACGAUAAGCUGGAAGGCUUUUUCUUCAAGAAAGGUAUUCAAUAUUCCUUCUGGGCCUUCUUCCCCACUGGAAAUCUCAUAGGAGCAAAGGGGUUUUCAAUUUCCUCAUACGGGUCAGGUCCAAGCACAGUGGAGCCGUUUCUGGUCGAUGAGAGGAAACCAACCGCUAACCACGUCGUCUUUUGGGUCGAGAAGCGCCUUGCCGCACAAGGGAUCAUUCCCGUUUGGAACGAAUGA